AUGUCUCUACAACCAGAAAGUUCUGCACAAGCAACGUCAAGUGAACCGGCGAAUCCAUCACGGCCAACGGCGCCAUCAACGGCCACAGGUCCAUCGGCUUCGACUGUGGUUCAUGAUGGGCAUGGCGCUGUACAACCGCCGGGCCAGCCUCCGUCACCGCAAAGUCGACCCGGGCAGGCCAGUGGAGGUCAGGCUCUCAACCCCACGCUGUUUGAACAAAUCGUCGCACGAGAUGAUGAGCACUACACUUCACUGAGAACACGCGUUACUCAAGCGUACGAAACGCACACCGUCCAGUACUGGUUUGUCGCGAGUUUGGCGAACGGACUGCUUUUCCUGCAGAUCUUGGUGGCGGCGUCGUUGACGGUGCUUGGGGCCUUCAAGGACCACCGGGCUCGAACGGCGUCCAUCUUCCUCGGGGCCACCAACACAGUGGUGGCAGGUUUGUUGACCUAUUUCAAAAGUCGCAACCAACCCAACCGAGCUCGGCAGUUUCGAGACGCGCUCCAAGAUUGCGUCCAGCAACUCGACGACGCCGAGGCCAAUUUCAGGAACCCAAACUGGACCGGGAAUGUUUUUGACGAGAUGGAGAAGGUCAGGAGCUCCUACAACCGGGCCAGAAAGGAUGCUCGCGCCAACUACCCCGACUUGUGGGUGAGGGCGGGCAGCCUGUAUGAUCCUAUGCAUGCCCCGCGUGGUGGUACCACAGAUUCCACGGGAAGCUCUGUCAAUGGACAACAGCCCGACCAGAGACCACAUGCGAAUACGAUGCAGCCGAACCAUGGUAGAUUGGGGAAUCACUCUCCCGUUGUCGGAUGACUUUUCCCACUACGACAGCACGACCAGCCCAAGUAACAAACAAACGAGGGAGCCCCCUAGGCAGUUCUCAUUGAAUACGAGCUUGUAGGGUCUUUUUCUCAAUACCCUUGCUCGUCCGUAUCACACACCACAUUUGGCCCCUCGCCAGGGGUUAAGCGCCUCUGAAUCACGAGUUAUUUCAGCCUUAGACUUGGUCAACCUCAUAGGUCUCGAAGCCUGCUAGUACGUUGGGGG
Messenger RNA from Exophiala oligosperma, 1053 nucleotides. RefSeq lists its product as uncharacterized. The transcript is spliced from 2 exons. The coding region runs from base 1 to 819 and encodes 272 amino acids. The record is from RefSeq and is a predicted model, not a curated record. Lineage: Eukaryota; Fungi; Ascomycota; Eurotiomycetes; Chaetothyriales; Herpotrichiellaceae.